Messenger RNA from Opisthorchis viverrini, 976 nucleotides. RefSeq lists its product as hypothetical. NCBI's taxonomy places the organism in Eukaryota, Metazoa, Platyhelminthes, Trematoda, Opisthorchiida, Opisthorchiidae. The annotation marks the transcript as partial. The record is from RefSeq and is a predicted model, not a curated record. The transcript has 5 exons.
UUGCCCAUGAAGACGAACACCAUCAAGAAAGCAAUGGAAACGUUCGAAAGAUGUGAGAUAUAGAAAUGAGGUCUCUUCAGUCAGAAUAAAGUCACUUUGCUCAACUCCAACUGUCUAACAUCAAUGGGAAUGCACAAUGACCAGUUGCUUCUGUUUUUUCAUAUCCUUCCUCCUCGGCACUAUUUCAAAUGCGAUGGCAAACAACUGCACGCUGCUACCGUCUGAUCUGUUAAAUUGUGCACAAAAACAAGGGGUAGUGCGUUUUCCGGACGAUGGCGCCGGAUAUGGCUUCGGAUUUGGAACGAAGUGGCAUUUAAAUGUCUACGCCUGUGCUCAUCAAACCGUGGUCAACCGGUGUGCAACUAAUGCUGAAUCCCACUUUCGUAUGAGAAUGUGGCAGUUUAUCUUCGAUGCCUCCAGAUAUACUAGGGCUGCCCACUACCUAUGUCGACUGCACAACCUCAGCAUUUUUCGGAUGCAUCGAGAUUCAUGCCUGUUACCUUACGAGCAACAAGUAAACGCCUGUUCUGAAGCCUACACCUCAUUACUGGCAGCCACAACGCUUAGACUGGCUGUGAACAAUCCAUCCAAUUUGACAAACGAAUGGGCCUACGCUGAUUAUAUGAUUCAAGAACUAACAAGGACGUACUGCGUAGGAAUCAAAGAGAAGAUUCAGUGUGUGACCGCACGGCUUAAGGAACCAUGUACGGAGGACGUCAUCUCACUCGUUCGUAACUAUUACAGAGAAACUCUCCCAGAAAACUGCCCAACACAGGCUGAGGAAAAGACACAAAUAUUUGGACCAGUCAAACGAACGACUAGCGGAACCUCGAACCCAAACAAAAAGAUAUUCCAGAACUCAUAUUUAUCAAAGACCUCCCCAUCCAAAGGAAAGUCUUGCAGAUUCAGCAUCAACUACAGACGGUAUUUCUUUAUUGGUUUAAUUUCCGUUAUAUUGAAAGAUACUCUACAAAUU